This is a messenger RNA of Penicillium bovifimosum, 1638 nucleotides long. Its product is annotated as Major facilitator superfamily domain general substrate transporter. The transcript has 3 exons. Gene Ontology annotation, molecular function: transmembrane transporter activity. The record is from RefSeq and is a predicted model, not a curated record. NCBI's taxonomy places the organism in Eukaryota, Fungi, Ascomycota, Eurotiomycetes, Eurotiales, Aspergillaceae. Gene Ontology annotation, biological process: transmembrane transport. Bases 1 to 1638 code for a protein of 545 amino acids.
AUGACAGACCCAGAGCAACCAAUGACUGAAGAAGCUCCAGCUGUUCGCAGCGAGAGUAGACCGUCAUCCAUCAAUGGCGCGAUCAGCGGCUCCAGCACACCCAUCGACCUUUCCAAUGAAUUGGGCGAAAAACAAAGCACCAAGAGCGAACGCGCUGACGGAAAGCGCGAGCUGAAGGAAGGGGAGUGCUACGAGAUCCUCGGUUACUCCUGGCCGCGAUGGAAGAAAUGGACCUAUCUGGCAGCUGUCGCUUUCGUGCAGGUCUCUAUGAACUUUAACACUUCGGUCUACCCUGCCGCCGUAACGCCUCUCUCAGAGGCUUUCCAUAUCAGCGAGCAGCACGCUCGCACGGGUCAGAUGGCCUACCUUGUGACCUACUCCAUUGGUUGUGAACUGUGGGCUCCUUGGUCUGAGGAAUUUGGUCGCUGGCCUAUCCUUCAGCUCUCAAUGUUCCUCAUCAACAUCUGGCAACUUCCUGCGGCCCUUGCUCCCAAUUGGGGUAGCCUUGUCGUUGCUCGUGCACUGGGUGGUCUUUCUACUGCCGGUGGUAGUGUCACACUCGGUCUUAUUGCUGACAUUUACGAGCCCGAGACGCAACAGUUUCCUCUCGCUUUUAUCGUGUUGUCCUCUUGUAUCGGUACCAGUAUUGGUGGUGUGAUUGGCGGCCCAAUUGCGCGAUUCCUCAACUGGCAAUGGUUCUUCUGGAUUCAGCUCAUCUUCGGAGUAGUCACUCAGAUAAUCAUCUUUUUCAUGCCCGAAAGUCGUUCCACCAUUCUUAUGGAUAGAGAAGCCAGACGCCGCCGCAAGUCCGGCGAAGAUCCCAACAUCUACGGACCGAACGAACUCAAGACCCCCCGCGUCUCCCUUAAAGAAGCCGGCAAGAUCUGGGCCCGACCCUUCUACAUGCUCUUGCGCGAGCCCAUCGUCCUGUGUCUGUCCCUCCUCUCCGGUUUCUCCGACGCCCUGAUCUUCACUUUCCUGGAGAGUUUCGCCAUCGUCUACAAGCAAGGCUGGGGCUUCGGCACCCUCGGCGUAGCCUGGGCAAUUAUCCCCAUCAACGCUGCCUAUUUCAUUGCCUACUUCAGCUACUUCCCGUGGUUCAUCCGUGACCAGAAGCUGCGCCUCCGCCACGGCGAUGCCGCAAUUCCACCAGAGCGCCGCCUGAAGUGGCUGUUGUUCCUCGCGCCGCUUGAACCAAUCGGCCUCUUCGGCUUCGCCUGGACAUCCUUCGGUAACUCGCGCAACGUCCACUGGAUCGGCUCGAUGAUUUUCUCCGCCUGCGUCGGUAUCGCCAACUACGCCAUCUACCUCUCCUCUGUCGAUUAUAUGGUUGCCUCGUACGGUGUGUACUCGGCUUCGGCAACGGGCGGUAAUGCUUUCGCGCGUGAUCUGCUCGCUGGUAUCUCGGCUAUGUAUGCGACGCCCAUGUACACGAAUAUCGGCGAUAAGUGGCAUGUACAGUAUGCAAGCACUAUUUUGGCUUGUCUUUCCUGUCUUGUUGUCACUCCCAUCUAUAUCUUCUAUUGGAAGGGACCGCAACUUCGUGCGAAGAGUAAGUUUGCUCAGACUCUUGCUGCUGACAGAGCUCAGAACAAUGGUCGCCGGGUCAGUAGGAUCAGUGCUGAGCCGGACUUCUGA